Fraxinus pennsylvanica is the source of this 1512-nucleotide messenger RNA. NCBI's taxonomy places the organism in Eukaryota, Viridiplantae, Streptophyta, Magnoliopsida, Lamiales, Oleaceae. The record is from the annotation of a GenBank genome assembly.
AUGGCUGAAAUAACUUUUCCGACUGUUGAGGAUUGCGCGUCAAUGGGGCGUGCAAAGGAGACAGUUGUCGCAGACAUGGAUGGAACCUUGCUUAUAGGGAGAAGCUCAUUUCCUUAUUUUGCUUUAGUUGCCUUUGAGGUUGGAGGGAUUUUAAGGCUUCUAUUCUUGCUUUUAGCUUCACCGUUAGCCGGUUUGCUUUAUUAUUUCGUGAGCGAAUCAGCAGGAAUCCAAGUUCUCAUCUUUGCAACGUUUGCAGGGAUGAGGGUUUCGGAUAUUGAAUCCGUGGCACGUGCUGUUUUGCCUAAGUUUUACUCGAGUGAUCUUCAUCCCGCGUCAUGGCGUGUUUUUUCUUCGUGUGGGAAACGCUGCGUGCUCACUGCGAAUCCCAGGAUUAUGGUGGAAGCAUUCUUGAAAGAUUUCUUGGGUGCUGAUAUAGUUUUAGGGACUGAGAUUUCAACAUACAAAGGGAGGGCCACCGGAUUUGUUAAGAAGCCUGGAGUUUUAGUUGGGAAGAAUAAAAGCUAUGCUCUUAAGAAGGCUUUUGGAAAGACAAAACCAGAGAUUGGAUUGGGUGAUAGACACACUGAUUUUCCCUUCAUGAAUUUGUGCAAGGAGGGUUACAUUGUACCACCCAAACCAGAGGUAAAGGCUGUAACAGUUGACAAGCUUCCUAAGCCCAUCAUUUUCCAUGACGGCCGCCUCGUACAGAAGCCGACGCCGUUGAUGGCUCUAAUAAUCAUUCUCUGGAUUCCGGUAGGCUUCCUCCUUGCUUGCCUCCGUAUUGCUGCCGGGUCGCUACUCCCAAUGCGUAUGGUAUACUACGCUUUCUGGGCACUCGGCGUUCGUGUCACCGUUAAAGGCACCCCUCCGCCGCCUGUUAAGAAAUCUAGUGGCAAAUCCGGUGUUCUCUUCAUUUGCUCCCACAGAACCCUCCUUGACCCAAUAUUCCUCUCUACCGCCCUUGGUCGCCCCAUCCCUGCCGUCACUUACUCCGUCUCCCGUCUUUCUGAGAUCAUCUCGCCAAUUAAGACCGUCAGACUUUCUCGGGACCGUGCCACCGACGCAUCCAUGAUCAAGAAACUGCUAGAGGAAGGUGACCUAGCCAUAUGUCCAGAAGGAACCACCUGUCGGGAACCUUUCCUUCUCCGAUUUUCGUCAUUGUUCGCUGAACUAACCGAUGAACUCGUACCGGUGGCGAUGGUGAACCGGAUGAGCAUGUUUCAUGGAACCACAGCUCGAGGUUGGAAAGGGAUGGACCCAUUUUACUUCUUCAUGAACCCUAGUCCAGCAUACGAAGUGACAUUCUUGAAUAAGCUUCCUAAAGAAUUGACAUGCGGUUUGGGAAAAUCUAGUCAUGAAGUUGCAAAUUACAUUCAGAGGGUUAUAGCUGCAACUCUUUCCUACGAGUGCACCAACUUCACAAGGAAAGAUAAAUACAGAGCACUUGCUGGAAAUGAUGGCACCGUUGUGGAGAAACCUCAGAUUAAACCGAACAAAGUAAUGGGCUGCUAA